AUGCCCAACUUCAGCUCUGUGAGUGAGUUCCUGCUGCUGGCAUUCAGAGACACGCGUGAGCUGCAGCUCCUGCACUUCGCGCUCUUCCUGGGCAUCUACCUGGCUGCCCUCCUGGGCAACGGCCUCAUCAUCAGCGCCGUAGCCUGCCACCAUCGCCUCCACACCCCCAUGUACUUCUUCCUCCUCAACCUCGCCCUCCUCGACCUGGGCUGCAUCUCCACCACUCUGCCCAAAGCCAUGGACAAUGCCCUCUGGAACACCAGGGCCAUCUCCUAUCAAGGAUGUGUUGCACAGGUCUUUUUGUUUGUCUUCUUGAUUGCAUCAGAAUUUUAUCUUCUCACCGUCAUGGCCUACGAUCGCUACGUUGCCAUCUGCAAGCCCCUGCACUACGGGAGCCUCCUGGGCAGCAGAGCUUGUGCCCAGAUGGCAGCAGCUGCCUGGGGCAGUGGCUUUCUCAAUGCUGCCCUGCAGACGGCCAAUGCGUUUUCCCUACCCCUCUGUCGAGGCAAUGCUGUGGACCAGUUCUUCUGUGAAAUCCCCCAGAUCCUCAAGCUCUCCUGCUCAGAUGGCUACCUCAGGGAAGUUGGGGCUCUUGUGUUUAGUUUUUCUUCAUGCUUUGGUUGUUUUGUUUUCAUUGUUUUCUCCUACAUGCAGAUCUUCAGGGCAGUGCUGAGGAUGCCCUCUUCUCAGGGCCGGCACAAAGCCUUUUCCACGUGCCUCCCUCACCUGGCUGUGGUCUCCCUGAUGGUCAGCACUGCUGCGUUUGCCUACCUGAAGCCCCCCUUCAUUUCCUCACCAUCCCUGGACCUGGUGGUCGCACUUCUCUACUCAGUGGUGCCUCCAGCAGUGAACCCCCUCAUCUACAGCAUGAGGAACCAGGAGCUCAAGGAUGCAGUGAGGAAACUGUUUCCAUACAUUCUUCUUAAGCAUCCAUGAUGUGUUCAGAAGAUCUAUUCUUAAUA
This is a messenger RNA of Anas platyrhynchos (mallard), 962 nucleotides long. RefSeq names its product olfactory receptor 14C36-like. The record is from RefSeq and is a predicted model, not a curated record. Gene Ontology annotation, biological process: G protein-coupled receptor signaling pathway. Gene Ontology annotation, molecular function: olfactory receptor activity; G protein-coupled receptor activity. Lineage: Eukaryota; Metazoa; Chordata; Aves; Anseriformes; Anatidae. Gene Ontology annotation, cellular component: membrane.